AUGGAAGAGCAGUUUUUAUCAUAUUUUGUGUCCAUGCAUCUUUUUCUUAACAAAAUAGUUUACAGAAAAGAAUGUAAACAAUCUGUGACCUGGCCAGUUGUGCCCGCAGCUCCCGGAGGGAGGGCUGGUGUCUCGCCUUCAGUAAGGACGAGAGGUAGGAAACCUGAGGAGCGUCUGUUGCCAGAAACGUUUCUUGUGUGUGCAUUAAACCACCUCCAGAUGAGUUGGGGGGACAUUUCACUUUUUAAUUUUGAAACUGUUUUUGAAAUUAAUUGUUGCUGUGUACUAAGAACUUGGCCUAAAUAA
Rangifer tarandus platyrhynchus (Svalbard reindeer) is the source of this 306-nucleotide messenger RNA. The record is from the annotation of a GenBank genome assembly. Lineage: Eukaryota; Metazoa; Chordata; Mammalia; Artiodactyla; Cervidae.